AUGCCGCAAAGGGCCGUCAACAUGAACGCCGUCAGCUACAAUUCGGCCUUGAGACAAGGGCGGGCAGUGGCAGCUUGUCCUUGCCAUGUUCCGAGCCAUGCCAAGGUCAAAGAUCCGCCCCGACGUGGUCGCGCAAUUUGGCUUCUGUCCGGUAUACUGGAGCGAUCCGUUCCUGUGACCAAAGUGGGCAAUGGCAGCAAGCACUGUGCCCUGAUCAGCUGCUGCAAGGGCGGGCAGUGGCAGCUAGCCCUUUCAGUGCUGGACCGAAUGCCAAAGGCGAAGAUCGCUCCGAAUGCCAUCAGCUACACUUCGGCCAUGGGUGCCUGCGAGAAGGGCGGGCAGUGGCUCUGGGCUCUGGAACUCUUCAGCCAGCUUUGCAGCUCCAAAUUCUCUCCCAACGCCAUCAGUCACAGCUGCGCCUUGAGUGCUUGCCAAUCGGGGGCACAGUGGCAACGUGCUCUCGUGCUUUUCAGCGAAAUGUUCCUGACGCAGCUAUCACCAGAUGUUGUGAGCUACAGUGCCGCGCUCGCCGCGUGUGCUCGGGGUGGUCGCUGGCGGCUGGCUAUUCAUCUCUUCGAAGGAAUGAAGGAAUACCGGAUCCGGCCAAACGUCGUCGCCUACAAUGCUGCCUUGGAUUGCCUGCAGCAGCGGGAGGCAGGCGACUCCCUUCUGCGAGAGGCCAUACGGGAUGGCAUUUUCGAUCCACUGCGACGGGAGACUCCGUGUGACAUGCUGGACCUCCACGAGAUGUCCUCCGGGGCAGCAAAGGCGGCCCUACUCUGGUGGCUCCGGGACGUCCUUCCGCCGCAGCUGGGGGAUGCCGACAGCCUUGCUUGUACCAUCAUCACGGGUUGGGGCCGAUCCCGACGGCCCUGGCAGCAAGCCAACAUCCAAGCCGAUGUGCUAGUGCUGUUGCGGAGGUUCGGGCUGCCAGCGAAGGUGAUCCAGAGCAACCACGGCCGAGUGGAGCUGCAGUUGACCAGGAAGGAUCUCAAAAGCUUUGAAAAGAAGCGCGCGCAGCACCGGCAUCAGUGGGCCUUUGAGCUUGAAAUCAACCCUGGGAAAACUAACGACCUGACGCCACUCCUGAAGGAGUACGAUGGUCCCCUAGCGCAGCCCAUCAUUGCUGCAGCAGGGAGCGAUAUCUCCUUCUGGUUCGACGAGGAGUCCUUCCGGCUCCCCGGGCUUGUGCCGUUUUGGAAAGCAUGUGGGGAGCAAGUGAACAAUCAGAAGGAAUCGUCAUUGAGAAGCCUUCAAACGAACAUCAAGAAGGAAUUUCAUUGA
This is a messenger RNA of Symbiodinium sp. CCMP2592, 1284 nucleotides long. NCBI's taxonomy places the organism in Eukaryota, Dinophyceae, Suessiales, Symbiodiniaceae. The record is from the annotation of a GenBank genome assembly.